Entamoeba invadens IP1 is the source of this 3480-nucleotide messenger RNA. RefSeq lists its product as hypothetical. The transcript has 2 exons. The record is from RefSeq and is a predicted model, not a curated record. The coding region runs from base 1 to 3480 and encodes 1159 amino acids. NCBI's taxonomy places the organism in Eukaryota, Evosea, Mastigamoebida, Endamoebidae.
AUGUACAUCUCUCAAAAAACGGGAUUGAGUGUUGACGAUUUGUAUAGAAAGAAAUCAUUUCAAAGGAAGGCAUUGGGAGAUACAUUAGAAGAAACAGUUUUAAAUGUUAAGAAAAAAAGAAAACACGUGAGUAGAAAAUUGUCUAAAAACAACCCACUGUUUGUAGAAACGGGAGACAUGGCACUUAUAACUCCAAAAAUUGUCUCGGAAUUUUUGAAUGAGAUUCGACAAUUUGACGCAUCGAAUUUUAAUGAUGAGGUAUUGGACGUCGUUGCCGCGUGCGCUUUACAAAUUGGAAAAACACAAUUUGGGGACAUCAAAAUGUUUUUGCGAGACUUUGACGUAUUAAGUGCCUAUGCUGUAUUUUCUCUGAUGUGUGAUGAACAAAUAUCCAAACGAGUUGUGAGAGUGUUUCAAGACGAGAAUUUGAUUACCACGCUAUUCAAGCGUAUUCAGAGAACAGAGAAUCACCGGAUUGAGACGGUGAUAUACGAACAAACUCUAUUAGCCUUGUUGUUUCAAAUGGACUUCAACGCGACAAAAAUUGAAGUCACCGAAGACGACGUGAUGAAGUUUUCAGAGAGUGUAUUUAAAGUGUUUCUCGAUAGAAGCGACGACGAAGAAGAAGUGAUUCGGAGUGAACACGACAUACUUUUUCUAAGACAAUUUAAUGCACUUGCAUUUCCAAUUCUCAGACUUUUGAUACCACAUUGCGAGAAGUUGAAACGUCGAGUUAAUAAUCUUUCAUUCGCAGAGAUGGCGACUAUCGCAAACAAAGAAGUGACAUCUUUGUGUGUUUUCAAACAUAUGAAGAAGUUGGGUCUUUCUAUUCCCUUCGACUUGAACACACAUUUUGACUUCACCUCGAUGAGUGGUCCCGAGAAGAUGCUUGUUGCUCAAUGCGUGAAAGAUGGAACAUUUUACAAUACAUAUUUAGAGGAGUUGUUCAUGUCACACAUACACUUUGUGUGUGGCAAUUGGGUCUUUCCAAAUGGGUUUGAAAACACUGAAUUGUAUGUUGCAAGCUACUUUGUUUCGCGCAUUUUCAACACGAAUUUGUCGUGUAAUACAAUUGAAAAGAGUGCACUUUUAUUGGCAAAUUGUUUGUUCCCGUCAUACGAAGACGGGAAUAUUCCAUUAAUGAAAGACGCGACAUUUGGAGUGACUUGUGUGAAGUCGCGGAGAUUGUUGCUGAAAGUGUUUCAAAAAUGUGUUGAUGAGUCUUCUGACGAAGUCUUUGAUACCGCAAAAGAAAAAGUUAUUUCGUUAGUACAAGAGUGGUCAUUAAAGAGGAGUAAAUUCAAUAUGAACAAUCAACUUGUUUGUCGAUUCAAUCAGACGCAGUCGAUAUACAAAUAUUCGAUAUUCACGGCGCUACUGUCGUCUGAUGUAAUAAAAAGUUGUGUUGUGAGAACAGAAGAGAACAAUUCAAAGAAUGAACUCCUUUAUAAUUAUAUUUACGCAAUGGGGAGUGAAAUUGAUUGUUGGACGGCAUUGAACGACGUUUCUACGAAUGAUUGCGUUGAAGAGUUCAUUUCAUUGAGUGGAAGAAACAACUAUGAAGUGGAAGAAAUAACGCCAUGUGUGAGUGAGAGUUGUCCUAUCGUCCCCAAAACGCAUCGGCCGAUAUUUCUAGUGAAGUACAAAUUGAUGGAGAAGACAAAUGACUACCAAAUUGAUGUGCAUAAUGUAGUUUUCCGUCUUGAAUUGCAAGGAGAUAAAGAGUACAAAUUGGUAUCUGGUGUAUUGAAACGUGUUGUUUGUGACAAAGAGUGUUAUUAUUGGUUCAGGCGACGCGGCACCGCCUUUGAAAUAUGCAAAGAUGGUAAAAAUGGGAAGAGUUAUGUGACAAUUUGUGAGAACGAAUUCAGAACUUUUGCGAGAGGGAUGACCAAAGACAAUUUACCGAAUACCUCCAACGAGUUUCUCCCCAUUGUACUGGUGUAUGAGAGACAAGACGACUUUAAAAUCGACUACCCACAUGUUGGAAAAGUGUUGAAUAAAGAAUGUGCGGGGAAUGAUAUUGAAAUGAGUUACGCGAUGUGGUACAAAAAUGAAGUUGAGACGUUGAAAUUCUACUUCACAUUUGUCAUAGCAAGACACCUUGAGCAAAGAGCAUUUUCUCCUGAAGGGAUGAGAAGGAUUUCAUACAACUUGAAACAAUGGGCUCUCGAUGAUAACACUCGAGCUCUCUAUGACGUGUUGUGGAUAGCAAAAGAGAUACUCGUCAAACACCCAAACCCUUUAAAAAGUUUGAAUGUGCUCAAAGCCAUCGACUUCUUCAUGCAAUUUGUGAACAACGUAGAUGUCCUCAUAGAGAUGUGCAACACGGUUAACACGUGUUUCUCGUUUUACUCUCUAUGUAAGAUCGAGUGUCCGGAGUUCAUUUGUUUAGUCUGCGAAUUGUUUGCAAGACUCUCGAGUGUAAGAAGCCAAACUGCGGCGGCUGUUGUGCUGAAAUUUUUAAAACUCUCAAACGAUUUUUCGCGGGAUGCAAUUGUUGAAGGGAAAGAAAUGAACAAACUUGGGAUAAGCACUUUCAUGUGUAAUGUCCAAGAAUUUGAUUUCAGAAAUUUGGUUGAACAAAUUCCCGAGAGUGUGGAGGUGUUUAAAAGCUUAGCGAAUGCGUAUUCACAGUGGUUUCCAACGUCAGAGAUCGACGAAGACGAAUAUCGAGAAAUAAGUUUCACUCCCGUCUUCCACUUGAUUCUACGUCUUUUAAACCCGACAACAAACGAAGUGGCAUGUGUAGAAAUUGCGAAAGAAAUCGACUUAAAUCAAACGAAGUGCUUCAUCUUUAGAAAUUUGAAGUAUGUAGUGAGGAAGUUGAUGGAUAUAAAACUCUCAAAAGAAGUCUGUUUAAACCUUGGGAGUAACGAUUGGUAUCAAGAAGUCGUUUUCAAAACAGUGAUUGACACCGUUUCAUUCGACAGACUUGAAAAUUCGUUUUAUGUGUUGAGACGCCUGUUGACGGUCAACGACGAAUUCACACAAAAAAGAAUCAACACGUUCUUCUCGUCUCAACUGUUCUACGAAUUCUUGAGAAGACCAAAUGAAACCACAAUUGUCGUCGUCUCAAAACUCUUUUUGAAAGCAAUUCAUGUGCACUCCCAAAUUAAGAAUAUAGGAGCUUACCAACAACUCUUGUUGGUCUUAAAAGAAACCCUCCACCUCUUCCUCAUCAAUUUUGUACCAUCGGAAUGUGACGAGAGAUUUGUGGACAUCGAGAAGAACUUCUCCACAACCGACUUUAUUAAAAUGAAAGAAAAUGGACUCCCUGAAGAACUCGUUACAAACUUUGACGGAUUCGAAGAGUAUGUCGAUGUGUUGCAAUUGAUGAAUGACACAGACUCACAAUUAGUCGAGAAAGCAGCGUAUGGCUUUGAUAUGAUGCAUUUGGUGUAUACAACCGCAUUAAACAAAUAUUGCAAACAAGGGAAGAGUCGGAGAACACAAGACGAACAUUCCAAACCAGAGUAA